CACACACACAGAUACUCUCUCUCUCUCUCUCUCUCUCUCUCUCUCUCUCUCUCUCUCAGACUUGACGCUGAUGGUGUGAUCUGAUCCUUACAUCUGGAGCUGAAGAUCUGCAGCUCUGAUUGCACUCAGUGUUUCAGUUCACCUGCCAUGCCGUCAUCAUCGCCUCUGGAGCUCAUCGCUCUUGCUGAGCACUCUCUCUCGAUUGCUCGACCUCUCUCUUUUUCCAUCACACCUGAGCCUCUCAGUCCGUACACCGAUGGCACAGUGUUGAGCCUCUCGUGGCACGCCGGAACAGCGCGUAGUACCUGCGGGCUCUACCGCAACGCCAUCGUGCUGAUCUGCGUCGGGGGCAGUGUGCUGAUCGGUGGCUUGAUCUUCACUGGCCUCUACUUCGCUGGAAUAUCCAAGACGUACGCCAACAUCCUGGGCCCUAUCAUGCUGUCGUUUGGACUCAUGGUGCUCAUCAUUGGCAUCGUUUUGGUGCCCAUUACUCAUGAAAUGAGGCAAAUCGCCUUUAAGAGAAUGUGCAGCUGGUAUGGAAGUCAGAAUACCGUGUAGGACAGAGACGAGAUGAUGCUCACAAGAAACCUAACCAUAUAAUCAUGGCGAGGAUGAGUGGCUGUGAGGGCGUGAGGACGAAACCUUGAGAACAAUCACAUCACAUCCUCUGGACUCCAUCUUUACCUUCCACAGGAUGUAUGUACAGGCUGGGUAGAACUUACGUACAUGUAUGAACAGGCUGGGUAGAACUUAAGUCCAUGUAUGUACAGGUUGGAUAGAACUUACGUCCAAAAGAUUUCAUUAAUAUUCCCACUCAGAAAGUUUGUUGUAUUCAUAAUUAGGUAACAAAAAAAAUAAGGGAUAGAAAAUAUGGACUGGAUUGACCCUGUGUGAGUGAUGUGCACAUUUUCAGUAUUAAUUUCUCACUUAAACCGUGAAUACAACAUGUCCACAAAGUUCCUUCUGUCUGA
Messenger RNA from Tachysurus fulvidraco (yellow catfish), 971 nucleotides. RefSeq lists its product as uncharacterized. The coding region runs from base 148 to 558 and encodes 136 amino acids. NCBI's taxonomy places the organism in Eukaryota, Metazoa, Chordata, Actinopteri, Siluriformes, Bagridae. Gene Ontology annotation, molecular function: phosphatidylinositol bisphosphate binding; transmembrane transporter binding. Gene Ontology annotation, biological process: positive regulation of cation channel activity; phosphatidylinositol-mediated signaling. The transcript is spliced from 2 exons. The record is from RefSeq and is a predicted model, not a curated record.